AUGAGAUGCUUGAAAAGUGAUACCAAUGCGCCGAAAGAAAUCAGAAGAUUUGAGGUGCUACAAACUACAUCAAUAGGCAUCGAUCAUUUGAUCAGCACUUAUGAUGAGCUAGGAGAUGGUACAAUUGGCAAGGUGUACAAGGGAACCUUUCCCUGUGGUUAUGAGGUGGUUAUAAAGAUUUUAUCAUCUUCAGAAGAAGAUGAUGAAGAUUUCAUAAAUGAGGUAAAGAGCAUAGGUAAGAAGCUUCAAAAGAAUGUCAUUGCUCUUUUUGGAUCUACUAUGGAAGGCUCGCAGAAAGCGCUUAUUUAUCCGUACAUGCCUAAAUGGUCGUUGGAAAAGAUAAUUGAUCAAGAGAAAAUUUCACUACUAUGGGAUUGGGUAACAUUGCUUAGCAUCGCAAAAGACAUAGCAUACGAGCCGGAUUACUUGGGUUGCAACCAUUGUGCAAGUAAUCCAGCCCGUAUGCAAUGUCUUUUGCGAUGCUAA
Messenger RNA from Lotus japonicus, 486 nucleotides. Its product is annotated as LEAF RUST 10 DISEASE-RESISTANCE LOCUS RECEPTOR-LIKE PROTEIN KINASE-like 2.5. Bases 1 to 486 code for a protein of 161 amino acids. Gene Ontology annotation, biological process: protein phosphorylation. Gene Ontology annotation, molecular function: ATP binding; protein kinase activity. The transcript has a single exon. Lineage: Eukaryota; Viridiplantae; Streptophyta; Magnoliopsida; Fabales; Fabaceae. The record is from RefSeq and is a predicted model, not a curated record.